AGUUGGCAGCUCCGUCAAUCAGCUGUAGGGUUGUUUAUAUUUUUAACCGGAGUUUUCGGUUUAUUCUUUUUAGAAUAUUUGAAUUAAAUGGAUUCCUUGCUUAAUUAUCGUUAUAGUUUAGUGGCUGGGGCUUUUGCUGCCGGAGGUAGCUUUUUUGGGAAGCUACCAAGUCAUCUCAAGGCUCAAAAGUUUUUAAAUUUGUCUGACAGCUUUUCAGAUUCCUCGUAUUUGGGAACUGGAUUGGUGCAAGUAUUACCAUUGGUCUUAAUGGUGAUUUGCAAUGUUUCCAAUUUGCGAUGCUUUUUGAAAGCUCUCCAAAUGACGGAGCAAACAUUAACCUGUGUUGUUCUAACUGCCGCCUCCAAUUACAUCUUAUCGUUUAUUUUGGGGGCUCUAGUCUACCAAGAGCCACUGACGGCGUUAUCUGGCGUUGGAAUAACUCUCAUUGUGGCGGGUCUUUGGUUCCUUUGCGAUGGCGGGGAAGCUGCGGAAGCCAAGAAAAAGGACUCUAACAAAGAAAAUUAGCAUAUGAAAAUAUACUUUAGUUUAAGAAUAGUUUAAAAGCCCUAAUGAAGUAGAAAACUAAGGAACUUUUUUAUAUUUUGUUUAAUGUAUGUACGCUUUUGCAAAUACAUAGUUGAACUACGAUA
Molecule: messenger RNA, 650 nt
Organism: Drosophila ananassae
Lineage: Eukaryota; Metazoa; Arthropoda; Insecta; Diptera; Drosophilidae
Exons: 3
Coding region: 88-525 (145 amino acids)
Source: RefSeq, a predicted model, not a curated record